AUGUUCCACCAGUUGACGGAUCAAACCGUGAAUGGCAGCUGUCUGGGACCCACCUCUGUGUGCAAUAAGACCGCUGGUGGAGACGCGCUCCAGCUGCCCACUUUCUCCACCGCGGCCAAAGUCAGAGUCAUCAUCACCUUCACUCUGUGCGCAGUGUCAGCUGUGUGCAACUUGGUUGUGCUGUGGGCUGCAGGCAACGGCGGCAAGCGCAAGUCACACGUCAGGAUCCUCAUAAUGAACCUGACGGUGGCGGACCUGCUGGUGACUUUCAUCGUGAUGCCCGUGGACGCGGUGUGGAAUAUCACGGUGCAGUGGCAGGCGGGAGACGUCGCCUGCAGGUUGUUAAUGUUCAUGAAGCUGGUGGCGAUGUACUCCUGCGCUUUUGUAACUGUGGUCAUUAGCUUGGAUAGACAGUCUGCCAUCCUCAAUCCUCUGGGCAUCAGUGAGGCCAAAAGGAAAAGCAAAAUCAUGUUGACUGUGGCCUGGACGAUGAGUGUGAUCCUCUCACUCCCUCAGAUGUUUAUAUUUCAUAAUGUGACCAUCACAGUGCCAGAGAACUUCACCCAGUGCACCACCCAUGGCAGUUUUGUCCAGCACUGGCAGGAGACCAUGUACAACAUGUUCACCUUUGUGUGCCUCUUCCUCCUGCCUUUGGUCAUUAUGAUCUUCUGUUACACACGAAUCCUUGUUGAGAUAUCCAGCCGCAUGGCUCGGAGUAACCUGGUGUCGAGAGAUGUUCAUCUCCGCCGCUCUCACAACAACAUCCCAAAAGCUCGGAUGAGGACUCUUAAGAUGAGCAUUGUCAUCGUGACAUCGUUCAUCAUCUGCUGGACACCGUACUACCUCCUAGGCCUGUGGUAUUGGUUGUUUCCCGAGAAAAUGGAGGAGACGGUUUCCCAUUCACUGACUCAUAUGCUCUUUAUCUUUGGCCUCUUCAAUGCCUGUCUAGACCCCAUCACUUACGGUCUGUUCACCAUUCAUCUCCAAAAGGGUCUAAAGAAAUGCUGUCGAAGCCCAAACACGCGGACUGAACUAGAAAAUAACACUUGUGUUAUGCACAUGACUCGCCUGUCAUCUCACAGGCAGAUUGCCUCAGGUAACCACAAUACAGACCUAGAGGAGGUAAACUACAAGAACAGAACAAAAAGUGGCUUCCAGUCAAGUCCAAUCAUCCCAGUAAGCAAGAUAUAG
Toxotes jaculatrix (banded archerfish) is the source of this 1191-nucleotide messenger RNA. RefSeq names its product gonadotropin releasing hormone receptor 4 (gene gnrhr4). NCBI's taxonomy places the organism in Eukaryota, Metazoa, Chordata, Actinopteri, Toxotidae. Gene Ontology annotation, molecular function: peptide binding; gonadotropin-releasing hormone receptor activity. The record is from RefSeq and is a predicted model, not a curated record. Gene Ontology annotation, cellular component: membrane. Bases 1 to 1191 code for a protein of 396 amino acids. Gene Ontology annotation, biological process: G protein-coupled receptor signaling pathway. The transcript is spliced from 3 exons.